Messenger RNA from Telopea speciosissima, 7087 nucleotides. RefSeq lists its product as uncharacterized. The record is from RefSeq and is a predicted model, not a curated record. Bases 37 to 6963 code for a protein of 2308 amino acids. NCBI's taxonomy places the organism in Eukaryota, Viridiplantae, Streptophyta, Magnoliopsida, Proteales, Proteaceae. Gene Ontology annotation, molecular function: ATP hydrolysis activity; ADP binding. The transcript has 12 exons. Gene Ontology annotation, biological process: defense response; signal transduction.
UCCAUCAAAGUUCCUAAUCUCAAGUGAUACUACACUAUGGCCUUCAAGAGGACCCAAAAAGACUCUUCUUCAUACUCUACCCAUAAGCUUCAAUGGAAUCAGGAUGUUUUCUUGAGUUUCAGUGAAGAUACAAAAGAAAACUUCACCUACCACCUCUACAACGCAUUGGUUGGAAGAGGAAUCAACACCUUUAAAGGUGAUGGAAUACAGUGGACAGGUGAGGAGAUUUCCUCAGAACUGCUGAAAGAAAUUGAAGAAUCGAGGAUUGCCAUUGUUGUUUUCUCAAGAAACUAUGCUUCUUCAAGAUGUUGUCUUGAUGAGCUUGUGAAGAUUCUUGACUGCAGAAGCAGGAUUGGUCAAACUGUUCUUCCUGUUUUUUAUGAUGUCUGUCCUUCAGAUGUAAGAAAUCAAACUGGUAGUUUUGAGGAAGCAUUUAUCAAACAUGUUGAAGCUUUCAAGGAGAAGAUGGAGAAGGUGGCGAAGUGGCGAGAAGCCCUCAAGAAAACAGCCAAUUUAUCUGGUUGGCAUCUACAAAAUAUUGCUAAUGGAACUGACAAGCAGGAGCAAACAUUUAUCCAGAAAAUUAUUAAAGAGGUCUUGACAAAAGUAAAGAGAUCACCAUUGCAUAUUGCCAAUUAUCCUGUUGGAAUUGAUUUCCGUGUAUCAUAUGUGAAAGGAAUGUUAAAUUUGUCUUCAUUGGAUAUCCACAUUAUCGGGAUUUGUGGUAUGGGUGGAUUAGGCAAAACAACCAUUGCAAAGGCAGUUUAUAAUCAAAUUCAUCAAAGAUUUGAGGGUCAUAGUUUCCUUGCAAAUGUUGGAGAAGUUUACAAAAAACCCAAUGGUCUAAUCCAAUUACAGGAACAACUCCUUUCUGAUAUCCUCUUGAAGGAUAACUUAAAGAUCAGCAAUGUUGCUAGAGGAAUAAGUUUGAUCAAGCAAAGGUUAUCCAAUAGAAGGGUUCUUGUUAUUCUUGAUGAUAUAGAUCAACCAGACCAAUUGAUUGGAUUAGCUAUUAAUCGUGAUUGUUUUGGUAUGGGAAGUAGAAUUAUUAUCACAUCACGAAGUUAUCAGUUGCUAGAGGGGGUUGAAGUCGACGAAAUAUAUGAGCUUCACGAGUUGAAUCAGUAUGAAUCUCUUGAACUUUUUAGUUGGCAUGCUUUCAGAAGAGAUUGUCCUAUAAAUGGUUACAUGGAUCUUUCAAAAGAUAUAGUAGGCAAUGUUGGAGGACUUCCAUUAGCUCUUGAGGUUUUGGGCUCUUUUAUGGUGGACAAAAGAAGCAUACCUGAAUGGGAGGUUGCAUUAGCCAAAUUAAAAAGAACUCCUCAUAAUCAAAUCGAAGAGAAACUUCAAUUAAGUUUUGAUGCAUUAGAUGAUGAACAGAAAGAUACCUUCCUCGAUAUUGCUUGUUUCUUUGUUGGAAUGAACAAAGACUAUGUAAUUAAGAUACUUGAUGGAUGCGGUUUCUUCCCACAUAUUGGGAUUAGUGUCUUAAAUCGAAGAUCCCUUAUAAGCAUUGGUGAAAAUAAUGAGUUAAAGAUGCAUAAUCUUCUUCAAGACAUGGGAAGGAAAAUUGUUUUUGAAGAAUCCCCUGAAACGCCUGGAAGGCGUUCAAGAUUGUGGUUCCAUGAGGAUGUUUGUGAAGUAUUGACAAAACAUGAGGGAACCAAUUCUGUUGAAGGCCUCAUCCUAAAUAUUUCUCAAUUCGAGGACAUAUCUGUUACUACUAAAGCAUUUGCAAAUAUGCAUAGAUUAAGACUACUCCAACUCAAUUGUGAACACCUAAGGGGAUCAGGGUUUGAACAUCUCUCUAAGGAGUUAAGAUGGCUUUGUUGGCAUGGAUUCCCUUUGAAUUCUCUACCCACCAAUUUUGAUCCGCAGAAUCUUGUUGUCCUUGACAUGCAAAAUAGCAAUGUUAAAGAAGUUUGGAAGGAAGCCAAGCUGUUCAAAAGGUUGAAAAUCCUGAAUCUUAGUCAUUCGCGUUAUCUAACAAAGUCCCCCAACUUCUUAGGACCUCAUAGCCUUGAGAUAUUGAACCUUGAAGGCUGUACUAGUCUGGUUGAAGUUCACAAAUCGAUUGGAUAUCUUGACAAGCUUGUGGUCUUGAAUCUGAAAAACUGCAAUAACCUUAAGAAUCUUCCAAGCAGCAUUUGUAAGUUGGUAUCUCUUGAAAAACUUGAUCUCUCCGGGUGCUCAAAUCAGCCAGUUCGAUCUAAGUCAUGGUACCCAUCCUUCCAUUUUUUGGGUUCACCAAGAAAAAGGCCUUUGCUUCCAGCUUUCUCUGGAUUAAGCUCUUUAAGAAACUUAAAUCUAUCUUACUGCAAUCUAUCAGAAGAACAGCUUCCCAAUGAUUUCAGUAGGUUAUCUUCAUUGGAACAACUAUAUUUAAGAGGAAACAGUUUCUGCACACUACCAACCAGCAUCAGUCAUCUUUCCCGCCUUAUGACCCUUGAUUUGAAUGAGUGCAGAAAUCUAGAACUACUACCAGACCUUGCCUCAAUGAACUUGGAUCUACAAGAUUGCACAUCACUAGAGAGAUUACCAGCAAACAUUAGUGGCCUUUCUAAACUUAUGUUUCUUCAUUUGAAUGGAUGCAUAAAGCUGCGGUCGCUCCCAGAGCUUCCAUCAAGUUUGUUAUGGUUGAAGACUUCUGGUUGUACAUCUUUAGAGGAAAUACCAAAGGUUUUGGAAGCUACAUUCAUUACAAGGCUUAAACCUCUAUCAUUGCCAAAGCUUCCAUCAAGUGUACAAAGCUUGUUUAUAGAUGGUUGCACAUCAAUGGUGCUUAAGGAAGUUGAGGUCCAGAGGCUGAAGACCUCACAAUCUAUAUCAGCCAUCCACAUGGAUGAGUGCCAUCAUCUGGAGAACACUUUCAGGAAGAAGAGCCCUUUCCAGGGUAUACAUAGGACUUUUGAGGUCUUUGGUCCUGGGAGUGAGAUUCCAGAGUGGAUGGCUCAUCAGAGUACAGGGUCUUCAAUAUCUUUUGAGGUAUCUCCGCAUUUGGGUUGUAAGUUAGAAGGGUUGGAUGCAUCUGCUGUUUUUGCAGUUGAAGAAGAAGAAGAUGACAAUAGGGUUAAUGCAAACCCUAUCAUUUUUAAUAAAACCACAGGUAUUAAAUGGGAAUGGAUUGGUGGAAUACCGUAUAUCCCAAGCUCAAACUAUCAAGAUCAAAUGUGGGUGUGCCAUAUUCCAUUUGCUAGUCUUUAUGUUCAGUUAGGUGGUGAACGUGAAUUUGAGGCUCAAGCAGGGGAUCAAUUGGAAUUCUCAAUAAAUUUUGAAAUUGUGGAUUUUGAAGAAGCGAGAGUGCAGGUGAAGAAAUGUGGAGUCUUGCAGGUACACAAGCCAGAUGAGGAGGAAACAGGAUUGAACAAAGACCAAUCAAUGAUUCAAUACACUUCAGAUGAUAUUGUUGUCAAUGAAGAAGGAUCACUUCACUAUUGGUUUGUUGAUGCUGGGGAUUCUCUAGCCUUUCAGUUUGUGCAAAUGAAAUACUACACUAUGGCCUUCAAGAGGACCCAAAAAGACUCUUCUUCAUACUCUACCCAUAAGCUUCAAUGGAAUCAGGAUGUUUUCUUGAGUUUCAGUGAAGAUACAAAAGAAAACUUCACCUACCACCUCUACAACGCAUUGGUUGGAAGAGGAAUCAACACCUUUAAAGGUGAUGGAAUACAGUGGACAGGUGAGGAGAUUUCCUCAGAACUGCUGAAAGAAAUUGAAGAAUCGAGGAUUGCCAUUGUUGUUUUCUCAAGAAACUAUGCUUCUUCAAGAUGUUGUCUUGAUGAGCUUGUGAAGAUUCUUGACUGCAGAAGCAGGAUUGGUCAAACUGUUCUUCCUGUUUUUUAUGAUGUCUGUCCUUCAGAUGUAAGAAAUCAAACUGGUAGUUUUGAGGAAGCAUUUAUCAAACAUGUUGAAGCUUUCAAGGAGAAGAUGGAGAAGGUGGCGAAGUGGCGAGAAGCCCUCAAGAAAACAGCCAAUUUAUCUGGUUGGCAUCUACAAAAUAUUGCUAAUGGAACUGACAAGCAGGAGCAAACAUUUAUCCAGAAAAUUAUUAAAGAGGUCUUGACAAAAGUAAAGAGAUCACCAUUGCAUAUUGCCAAUUAUCCUGUUGGAAUUGAUUUCCGUGUAUCAUAUGUGAAAGGAAUGUUAAAUUUGUCUUCAUUGGAUUUCCGCAUUAUAGGGAUUUGUGGUAUGGGUGGAUUAGGUAAAACAACCAUUGCAAAGGCAGUUUAUAAUCAAAUUCAUCAAAGAUUUGAGGGUCAUAGUUUCCUUGCAAAUGUUGGAGAAGUUUACAAAAAACCCAAUGGUCUAAUCCAAUUACAGGAACAACUCCUUUCUGAUAUCCUCUUGAAGGAUAACUUAAACAUCAGCAAUGUUGCUAGAGGAAUAAGUUUGAUCAAGCAAAGGUUAUCCAAUAGAAGGGUUCUUGUUAUUCUUGAUGAUAUAGAUGAACCAGACCAAUUAAUUGGAUUAGCUAUUAAUCGUGAUUGUUUUGGUAUGGGAAGUAGAAUUAUUAUCACAUCACGAAAUUAUCAGUUGCUAAAGGGGGUUGAAGUCGACGAAAUAUAUGAGCUUCAUGAGUUGAAUCAGUAUGAAUCUCUUGAACUUUUUAGUUGGCAUGCUUUCAGAAGAGAUUGUCCUAUAAAUGGUUACAUAGAUCUUUCAAAAGAUAUAGUAGGCAAUGUUGAAGGACUUCCAUUAGCUCUUGAGGUUUUGGGCUCUCUUAUGGUGGAUAAAAGAAGCAUACCUGAAUGGGAGGUUGCAUUAGCCAAAUUAAAAAGAAUUCCUCUUAAUCAAAUCGAAGAGAAACUUCGAUUAAGUUUUGAUGCAUUAGAUGAUGAAGAGAAAGAUACCUUCCUCGAUAUUGCUUGUUUCUUUGUUGGAAUGGACAAAGACUAUGUAAUUAAGAUACUCGAUGGAUGCGGCUUCUUCCCAUAUACUGGGAUUAGUGUCUUAAAUCGAAGAUCCCUUAUAAGCAUUGGUGAAAAUAAUGAGUUAAAGAUGCAUAAUCUUCUUCAAGAUAUGGGAAGGAAAAUUGUUUUUGAAGAAUCCCCUGAAACGCCUGGAAGGCGUUCAAGAUUGUGGUUCCAUGAGGAUGUUUGUGAAGUAUUGACAAAACAUGAGGGAACCAAUUCUGUUGAAGGCCUCAUCCUAAAUGUUUCUCAAUUUGAGGACAUAUGUGUUACUACUAAAGCAUUUGCAAAUAUGCAUAGAUUAAGACUACUCCAACUCAAUUAUGUACACUUAAGGGGAUCAGGGUUUGAACAUCUCUCUAAGGAGUUAAGAUGGCUUUGUUGGCAUGGAUUCCCUUUGAGGUCUCUACCUACCAAUUUUGAUCUGCAGAAUCUUGUUGUCCUUGACAUGCAAAAUAGCAAUGUUAAAGAAGUUUGGAAGGAAGCAAAGCUGUUCAAAAGGUUGAAAAUCCUGAAUCUUAGUCAUUCGCGUUAUCUAACAAAGUCCCCCAACUUCUUAGGACCUCAUAGCCUUGAGAUAUUGAACCUUGAAGGCUGUACUAGUCUGGUUGAAGUUCACGAAUCUAUUGGAUAUCUUGACAAGCUUGUGGUCUUGAAUCUGAAAAACUGCAAUAACCUUAAGAAUCUUCCAAGCAGCAUUUGUAAGUUGGCAUCUCUUGAAAAACUCGAUCUCUCCGGGUGCUCAAAUCAGCUGGCUCGAUCUAAGUCAUGGUACUCAUUCUUCCAUUUUUUGGGUUCACCAAGAAAAAGGCCUUUGCUUCCAGCUUUCUCUGGAUUAAGCUCUUUAAGAAACUUAAAUCUAUCUUACUGCAAUCUAUCAGAAGAACAGCUUCCCAAUGAUUUCAGUAGGUUAUCUUCAUUGGAACUACUAUAUUUAAGAGGAAACAGUUUCUGCACACUACCAACCAGCAUCAGUCAUCUUUCCCGCCUUAUGAUCCUUGAUUUGAAUGAGUGCACAAAUCUAGAACUAUUACCAGACCUUCCAUCAAUGAAAUUGGAUCUACAAGAUUGCACAUCACUAGAAAGAUUACCAACAGACAUUAGUGGUCCUUCUAAACUUUUUACUCUUCUUUUGGAAGGAUGCAUAAAGUUGCGGUCACUCCCAGAGCUUCCAUCAAGUUUGAUAUGGUUGAGGACUUCUGGUUGUACAUCUUUAGAGGAAAUACCAAAGGUUUGGAAACUACAUUCAUUAGAAGGCUUAAAUUUUAACUAUGACCACUUCUGUAACCUGCCGGAAGACAUAAGUUUCCAUCCUAAACUUGGAUUGCUACGUUUGGAUGGCUGUACAAAGCCUCUAUCAUUGCCAAAGCUUCCAUCAAGUGUAGAAAGCUUGUUUAUAGAUGGUUGCACAUCAAUGGUGCUUAAGGAAGUUGAGGUCCAGAGGCUGAAGACCUCACAAUCUAUGUCAGCCAUCCACAUGGAUGAGUGCCAUCAUCUGGAGAACUCUUUCAGGAAGAAGAGCCCUUUCCAGGGAUUAUAUAGGCGGUUUGAGGUCUUUGGUCCUGGAAAUGAGAUUCCAGAGUGGAUGGCUCAUCAGAGUACAGGGUCUUCAAUAUCUUUUGAGGUAUCUCCGCAUUUGGGUUGUAAGUUAGAAGGGUUGGAUGCAUCAGCUGUUUUUGCAGUUGAAGAAGAAGAAGAUGACAAUAGGGUUACUGCAAACCCUAUAAUUUUUAAUAAAACCACAGGUAUUAAAUGGGUAUGGAUUAGUGGAAGAUCGUAUAGCCCAAGCUCAAACUAUCGAGAUCAAAUGUGGGUGUGCCAUAUACCAUUUGAUGAUCUUUAUGUUUACUUAGGCGGUGAAGGUGAAUUUGAGGCUCAAGCAGGGGAUCAAUUGGAAUUCUCAAUAAAUUUUGAAAUUGAGGAUUUUGAAGAAGCGAGAGUGCAGGUGAAGAAAUGUGGAGUCUUGCAGGUACACAAGCCAGAUGAGGAGGAAACGGGAUUGAAAGAAGACCAAUCAAUGAUUCAAUACACUUCAGAUGAUAUUGUUUGUCAAUGAAGGAAAGAUCACUUCACUAGUAGUUUACACAAGAGAUAAGAACAACAGAGGAGGCCACAAUGAAGAUGAGGAAGGAUCUAGUAGUGAUUCUCAUGUCAAACGGUUGAGGAUGGAGCAGUGACUG